Messenger RNA from Phaedon cochleariae (mustard beetle), 975 nucleotides. The record is from the annotation of a GenBank genome assembly. Lineage: Eukaryota; Metazoa; Arthropoda; Insecta; Coleoptera; Chrysomelidae.
AUGUCAGAGAAGAGAGAUGAGGCAGAACCACUCAUAGUAGAAGCAAUGGUCCACCAAGUAGACCCAGCUCUAGGUUCACCACAACGGGCUGGAGAUGAAGAGGUUCUUCAGAUAGAACUUGACAAGGAGACACUUGACGCCUUAGGAGAAGAUCCUUCUUUGGCAAAUGCAGAAGCAGUUCAGCUACACUCAGCUAUAUGUACUCGCUGGAAACCCAUAAUAGCUUCAGGGCUAGAAAAAUCUGCUAGUGCUGAACUAGGUAUUAAUGUGAAGGUUGUCGAGAGAGCGAAUACUGCUUUGCAAGGAUCUCCUCAGACUCAGAGUAUUGCUAAAAUAACGAUAGAAAGCAUCAAUUUGAAAGUGCCACAUCUCACACCCAACGAUGACAUAAAGUUGCAGUUGUUGACACGUAUCAAAGCAGAUGAGUCUAUGAUGAUACCGUUUCGCCGAUGGAAAUUGCACGAGCUACCAGCACUCACACAAGGAUCUACCAUAGAAAUCUGGUCCGUAAAGACAUGUUCUGCAUUGGACAGUCCAAGAUAUGUUAUAGUAUUUUUCCAAACGAAAAAAGCCGAUAAUAUGCAUGAAGAUGUCACCUUGUUCGAUAAUGCCAACAUCAAAUCCAUACGAUUGGCUCUGAAUAGCGACUAUUAUCCGCAAGAAAGAAUGCUAUUGGACUUUUCCAAAGACCAAUAUGCCGACGCUCACUUCAACUAUACAGAGUUCAACAAGAGCUACCAUAACUGUCAAGAAAAGCGCUCUCUAGUAAACUUUGCCGAAUUCAAAUCCCGACCAAUGUUUGUUAUCGAUUGCUCGAGGCGCUAUCUGGGAGAUGAUAAUGAUAUUGAAGCUUAUAUUCAUGAAGGCUUAGAAGAUAUAGCUCCAUUAAACAUAGAGAAUGCUCCAAAUAAUGAUCUCAGAGGGGCUAUAUUACGUGAUAAUUUAGUCCAGGAACUGUGGGAGGCAAGGAGAUGA